AUGGGCAUGGCAGCUACAAGCUCGACUACCAUUUUUGCCUACGAAAUGCUCGUGUGCAAGGAUCCGAGCAAUUGCUCAUCCAGCGAGAAAAAACGAUAUUCAGCAACCGUGGCCACGUCUGUGGUCAUUGCAAACUUCUGUGCCGUCUUGGUGCUUUGGGUACUUCCGCUGCUCCCUCGGGCAAACCCGAAAAACGGCCUCUACUUUUGGAUCUUGGCGCGCGCUUCUAGCGUGCUGGUUCUGGCUGCUGGAGUCCAUUACAGCAGCAUCUGGCUGGCUUUGAGCGGCCGCGUGCUCGAAGGAUGUGCGACAGACAACGUCCUCCAGCUAGUGCUGAACACGCUGUAUCUCCGCGCGUCAGAGCAAACGCAGAUUUCGCGUCUCUUCGGCCUCUCCCUGGCGCUGUUCAUGGUCGGUCAAGGCCUGAGCCCGAUCAUAAGCGGCUUGUUCGCCGACUUCCGCGCCAGCUUCGCCAUGGCCACGCUUCUGUUCGGGCUGUGCUUCUCGUACAUCUGGAUCCUGCCGACGGCCUGCAUUCCGGAGGAGCAGGCAGCUCAAGCGGGGGGCAUGGACGACGAGGAUCGCCCGCAAAGAAAACCCACGUCGACGGCCAUCCUCCUCCUCCACCUCCUGCUACAGCCACUACGAGCAGCCGUGCGCACCCGCGCCCUCUGGGCCCCCGAGGCCGCCCUCCUGCUCUUCCUCGCAGCAACCUCGUACCUCUACCCGGCCAUCCUGGUCUUCGCCUCGACGCGGCACGGCUUCACGGCCGCGCAGAACGGGUGGAUCGUCUCGCUCACCGCGGCCAGCUGCAGCUGCUCUCUCCUGGCUGUGCACGUCGUGUGGCCGAGGCUUCUGCGGAGACGACGACCAGCACCAGCAGCGGACCCGGACAAGCUAAGGUCCCGCGCUGCUCAAGUUGCGUUCGACGCCAACUUCCGCAACGCAGCAGCCUCGAUGCUGCUGCUCGCCGCCGUCUGCCCGGCAAUCGGCCUGACGACGCGCGCGUGGCAGGUCUACGUGCUCGCCGCGGUGGCGGCGCUGGGCCUGUCGGCGCCGGCGUUCGUCAAGAGCUACGCGGUGGGCCUCCUGGCCUCUUCCUCAUCCUCCUCCUCAUCUUCCUCCUCCUCCUCCUCCGACGUCGACGACAACGACGACGAGGAAGGGAGGAAGAAGACGCAGGCGUUGACGGCGCUGGCGCUGAUGGAGACGUGCGGCGCGCUGCUGUCGCCCGUCGUGCUUGGCGGCGUCGCCGCCCAGAGCGGGCGGGGAGAGGACGGGGAGUCACGGGUCUUCUUCGUGGCCGCUGCGCUCGUCGUGGCUGCGCUCGCCGUCCUGACGGGAGGCGCGGUUGACGUAGCGUCUGGUGGUGGUCGCCGGGUGAUACGGCUGUGGAGUGCUGGCGUCUUGUACGCCACCGGGUUUAUCGAAUCCAGUCUGUCCUUCGUCGUCAAUCUCAUUCUACAACACCAGCACAGGGUUCCGCACAGCGCAGGACAAAAGCCCAUCCCAACGGUCCCCUUUACCUGGCCCAACGGCCAGGGCACCGAGAAGUUUUUCGAGGGCCCUAUCUCCAACGUGCUGCGCCCAGCUCACCCCACCUCCACAAGCGUUCUCUCCAAGCCGGAGCAGGCGCAGCGUUUCUACCGCGACUCCCACCUGCACAUCAAAGCCAAAGACAACAACUCGGGCUGGCUCUUCGGCGAGCUGCUCGGCCAAUGCGUCGGCCUCGUCAGCCUCGACCGCUGGCGCACCCUCCGCGAGCAAGUCGACCCUCCCUUCUCGCGGCCCGCCGCCAUCGGGCACACGGCCAUGCUGGUGCGCCAGGCCCGUGACUUCGUCGCCGAACGCUUUCUCUCCCCGCUUCCCACAGAUGGCCGCACAACGCUGGCGAUCCGUCCAGCCGCCGACCUCAAACUCUGCCCCUUCUUCAUGGUCGCCGACAUCUUCUUCGGCGCCCUGGACGCGCCGCAGCGGGCGGCGCUGGUCGCGCUCGCCCCGCUGCGUGAGGACCUGUUCAAGGACGCUUUCCGCGGCGGCGUCAGCCGCUUCGCUUUCGGCAAGUACCUGCCUGGCGGUGGCUCGCGCGUGCGCGCCCGCCUGCGCGAGUUCCAGGACGGGUGGCAUGCGUUUGUGCGGGAGGCGUAUGGCAAGGCGGUGGCCGCGCAAGGGCAACAGCAGAAGGGGGAGCUGCCUCCUGUCGUGCAGCUGUGGGAGGCGGUCGAGCGGGGGGAUAUCCCUAUGGUCGAGUUCAUGCAGACGCUGGACGAGUCGCUGUACGCGAACCUGGACGUCACCACGCAUGCCGUGGCCUGGAAUGUGAUCCUCCUCGCACAGCACCCGGUUGUUCAGGACGAAGUGCUGGCGGAAAUCCGGGCCGUGACCCGUGGAGGAGAGGAAUCGGCCUAUAUUCGCUAUCUCAACAGCGACGAUACGUUGCUCGCGGCGUGCGUGGUCGAGGCUGCCCGCCUGCGUCCGAUCUUGCCAUUUUCGAAUCCCGAGUCGGCAACAGAUGACAAGAUUAUCGAUGGUUACGUCAUUCCUCGCGGCACCGCUGUUAUUGUCGACACACACGCCAUCAACGUGGCAAACCACUUCUGGAAAGACGGAGAGAAGUACAUACCGCGUAGACACAUGGGCUUGAGCAAGCAGCAAAUCCGCUACAAUAUGUGGAGGUACGGGUUCGGUCCGAGACAGUGCCUGGGAAAGAACGUCGCGGACCGCUUGAUUCGCGCAAUCAUUGCGGAGCUUUUGCAACACUUCCAGCUUCGUCUCUCUGUCGUGGCUAAGACUGGCGACCAGGAGUUUUUGCUCGAGGAUGAAAGCUGGGUGGGACUACCUACCACCGAGGUCAUCAUGACGAAGCUAGAAUAG
Messenger RNA from Lasiodiplodia theobromae, 2874 nucleotides. Its product is annotated as Cytochrome P450 monooxygenase. The transcript is spliced from 9 exons. The coding region runs from base 1 to 2874 and encodes 957 amino acids. The record is from RefSeq and is a predicted model, not a curated record. NCBI's taxonomy places the organism in Eukaryota, Fungi, Ascomycota, Dothideomycetes, Botryosphaeriales, Botryosphaeriaceae. Gene Ontology annotation, molecular function: iron ion binding; oxidoreductase activity, acting on paired donors, with incorporation or reduction of molecular oxygen; monooxygenase activity.